CUGGCUGGCCUGGGCCCUGAGGGAGGCCAGCCCCGAGGGUAGAAGUCUGCCGCCCUCAGAGAAGGGUCCAGCUGGACCGGAGAGCGGGGCGCUGAGGUCCAGCACGCAGGGUGGGCCCCGGGGGGCCUGAGGCAGGACAGGAAGUCCGCCCUGAGGAGCAGGGGCCCCUCCGACCGCCGCUCCGCUGGGCAGGGCGUGGGUGAAGGCCUGCACCCUGGAGACGCGGGAGGGGGAGCCACAGGCAGGUGUGCCCAGGCCUGCAGUGAGGGUUUCAGGAGAUGGACAGGGGAAAGUGCAGUCUCUCCAGGGAGGGUGAUGGGGAGAAACGACAAGCUCCCCUGGGUGGAGAAUGGGAGAAAGGACAAAGUGGAUCAAGUGUUUGGAGAAAAUAAUCACCCUUACCCAGAAUCUCCUAAUCCUGAAACUGUCCCCCAAGAGGUUCCCAGGACAGCAAAAUUACCCCCUCUUCUAGUCCUCUCCUUCUGAGGACUCUCAGCUUUAGGCCAUAAAUCUGUAGGUGAUGUCAGAGACUCUUCACCUUUGAUAAUUUUAUUCUCCCAGGAGCCACCUGAUAUGACAGUGUUAUUAACCUAUUUAGUGAGGAAGUAGAGUCAGCACUGUUUAGGUAUUUGCCCAAGGUCACAUGGAGGAGCCAAGGCAAGAAUCCAAGUCUCUUGGGGCCUGAUCCUGAGGUCUUCCAAAGGAUAACUAGCCUUUCUGCCAGGAAAAGCAAGAUUUUCUAUUAUAAAGCCACUUUCUCCAAAAUCUUCAGGAAAUUAAUUCCUCAGACUUGUGAUCUAGGGAGGAAUAUAAGACAAUUUCCCUUUAUUAAUCAAGGAGGUUUCUGAGACACAGCUGAGUUGUCACUUGUUGAAGAUGUCACAGCAUGUGGAGAGGCAGAGCUGUCAAUUUUACCCACUUAUUCUGUCCAAACUAUUUGCUGGACUCCCCAGGGACAGAGUCCAACCCCAGGCAGCAUGUGCCAUGUACCUUCCACUGACUUUUGGUGGAUGUGCACUUGUUGAGCAGUAACACCUUGAACUUCCAAAUGAAGGUCCCGUAGCAUCCCGGCUCUCUGAUAGGGGAUUCCUUUGUAGCUUGUACUCCAAAUUGGAGCUGAGUCCUCCAAAUGAGAGUUUAAAAUGUUUCCCCAGUCAUCACAGCAUGUAGCAAAAUGUGCAGUUGUCAAGAAGACCAGGUGCUUAGGUUAACAAAACAAUUGUAGCAUCACACUGCUAUUUCAUGAAAUCAAGAGGCCAGCAUUUUGAUGAGACAUAUUAGAGGGAUUAUACAUUGAACCACUCCAUAAAUAAAGUGUAAGAAUUCGGUAAUUAGGUCCUAAAGUAAGAAGAGAAUAUUCUAAAAAAAACAAGUAGAAAAAGAUAAUAUGGAGCAAGAGGAUUCCUAGGAUCUGGAAGUGUAGUAAAGUCUGGUCAAGCCCUGUCUCAUUCUGUUCCAUUUUAUAAGAAUUCUCAACAGCUCUUUAGUGGUGAGGAACUAGAGAACUGUCUAGUGUAAGGGCAUAGGCUUUGGAUCUGGAAAGUCUUGGAUUUGAACCUUUGCUUCACCUCGACUCCUUACUGGCUCAGAGAAUUUGGGCAAGUUACUUACCCUAGUUGGUGUGCCUGUGGCUUGCUUUUGGAGUCUGAAGUAGGUCUUCCUUUUCCAAGAAUUGACAAGCAUUUUGACUUCCUCAGAACUCGUAUUCUCAUAUCUUAAAGAGGAGAGGAGUGGGUCUGGAUCUGGAGCCUCCUAAGAUUGCUAAAAGGUAACAUAUGAAAUCUCUUGUUCUGUCCUUAUAACUGAGGGGGGAACUGGAGAGGAGAGCUGGAGCCAUUUCCAUUGUAGAACCAAUCAUGAAGGCUGAAAUGUUGGGUUUUUUAGAUUCUGAAUUCCUUUGGAGGCUUGGAGGAUAAAAUAGCAGGUGGUUAGGUGGGGGAAGAAAGUGAAAGAUCCCAAUCACAUGCCAAGGCUAAGGUACAAACAGGAGUGGCUGUUAUCUUGGGGUUGGCAGAAAGAGACAUGUUUACUGUAUGUGUUCUCUGCUUUCCCACCUCCCCCUUCCUCCUGGACUCAUUUAUGUGUGGUCAUGGAACCUUUCAGCCCAUUUUGCAGUUACAUUAUAGGUGACUGAUGUUACAUCAGGCAAUCCAGAUUUCCUCCAUUUACUCGUACCCCAAACUACAGCUCCUGUUGACUUUAUCCUUCUCACUUAUCAAUUCUUCUGCCCUUUCCUGUUUGUUUUUGUUGUUCUGUUUUGUUUUUGUUUGUUUGUUUUUUCCUCCUCAGGUGCUCAAGCACAGCCCAUGGAAGAAGCAUGUGAAGAGGUGGUGAUUAAGGUCAUAUAGCAGGAGUGGACAUGUUUGGAUUUCCAACAGCUACCCUGCUGGACUGUCAUGGAAGAUAUGCCCAGAAUGUAGCAUUUUUCAAUGUGAUGACAGAAUCCCACCACAAAUAUGAUCACUCUGAGGCCACAGGAUCUUCAAGCUGGGAUUUUCAGAAUUCUUUCAGAAGAGAGAAGCUGGAACAAAAAUCCCCAGAUUCUAAGGCACUAGAGGAAGAUUCGCCUGGAGUGAGACAGAGGGUCUAUGAGUGCCAGGAAUGUGGAAAAUCCUUCAGGCAGAAGGGUAGUCUAACAUUACAUGAGAGAAUCCACACUGGUCAAAAGCCCUUUGAGUGUACCCACUGUGGAAAAAGCUUCAGGGCCAAAGGCAAUCUUGUUACACAUCAGCGAAUACACACAGGAGAGAAGCCCUAUCAGUGCAAGGAGUGUGGGAAAAGCUUUAGUCAACGAGGUAGUCUGGCCGUUCAUGAAAGACUCCAUACUGGGCAGAAACCCUAUGAGUGUGCCAUUUGUCAGAGAAGCUUCAGAAAUCAAAGUAACCUUGCUGUUCAUAGAAGAGUUCACAGUGGUGAGAAGCCCUAUAGAUGUGAUCAGUGUGGAAAAGCCUUCAGCCAGAAAGGAAGCUUAAUUGUUCACAUCAGAGUCCACACAGGCCUGAAACCCUAUGCCUGCGCACAAUGCAGGAAGAGUUUCCACACCAGGGGGAAUUGUCUCCUUCAUGGCAAAAUCCACACAGGAGAGACACCCUAUCUGUGUGGCCAGUGUGGGAAAAGCUUCACUCAGAGAGGGAGUCUGGCUGUGCACCAGCGAAGCUGCUCACAAAGGCUCACCCUAUGACCACUCUGUUCAAAGGAAGUUCUCUUUAUGAAUUGAGAGUCCAAAAUCCUCUGAGAUAAAGCAACCUAUCCAAUUCUAUGGAAUGAAUGGAGAUUCUUUCAGAAAGACCAUCAAUGGGUAGGGCAAACUGACUUUUCUCCUUUCCCUCAAAUGAGUAUGAAAAAUAAAUGUCUUGUUUAUUAUCAUUA
This is a messenger RNA of Diceros bicornis minor, 3369 nucleotides long. RefSeq names its product zinc finger protein 32 (gene ZNF32). Gene Ontology annotation, biological process: regulation of transcription by RNA polymerase II. The transcript has 2 exons. The record is from RefSeq and is a predicted model, not a curated record. NCBI's taxonomy places the organism in Eukaryota, Metazoa, Chordata, Mammalia, Perissodactyla, Rhinocerotidae. The coding region runs from base 2360 to 3181 and encodes 273 amino acids. Gene Ontology annotation, molecular function: RNA polymerase II cis-regulatory region sequence-specific DNA binding; DNA-binding transcription factor activity.